ACGUUAGCGGACAAAGGCAGCGCGCGCCGCGAGCUGUCGCGUCUGGUCGUGGUGUCGCGGAGCUGCGGUUACCUUGUGGGGUCUCCGCCGCUGCCGCCCUCCCUUCCUCUUCCCCAUCUUCUUCUCUCGGUCCCGGGAGCCCCCGCGCGGAGUGAGUAGCGCGAGGCGGUGCGAAGGGAGAGUUGCGGGUGCUGAUCGUGGUGCUUGAGCAGAGCCGUGGUUGGUGACAGCAUGACGAGCGAGGUGAUAGAAGACGAGAAGCAAUUCUAUUCCAAGGCCAAGACCUACUGGAAACAAAUCCCACCCACGGUGGACGGCAUGCUUGGGGGGUAUGGCCACAUCUCCAGCAUCGACAUCAACAGCUCCCGGAAGUUUCUGCAGAGGUUUUUGAGGGAAGGCCCGAACAAGACAGGAACGUCCUGUGCCCUGGACUGUGGAGCUGGCAUUGGGAGGAUCACCAAGCGGCUGCUCCUGCCGCUGUUUAGAGAGGUGGAUAUGGUCGACAUAACGGAGGACUUCCUGGUUCAAGCCAAGACCUACCUGGGGGAGGAGGGCAAGAGGGUGAGGAACUACUUCUGUUGUGGGCUCCAGGACUUCACCCCAGAGCCGGACUCUUACGACGUCAUCUGGAUCCAGUGGGUGAUAGGCCACCUCACCGAUCAGCACCUGGCCGAGUUCCUGCGGCGCUGCAAGGGCAGCCUCCGCCCCAACGGUAUCAUCGUCAUCAAAGACAACAUGGCCCAGGAGGGCGUGAUUCUGGAUGACGUGGACAGCAGUGUGUGCCGGGACCUUGAUGUGGUCCGCAGGAUCAUCUGCAGCGCAGGCCUCAGCCUCCUGGCUGAGGAGAGGCAGGAGAACCUCCCCGACGAGAUCUACCACGUCUAUAGCUUUGCCCUGAGAUGAGCCAGGGCUGGCAGGAGAAACUGAGGAACCACAGUCCGGGUGGGGGGAGCUGGCAGCUGGGCAAGAUCCAGGCGCCACGCUGGCGGUUCGUGAGUGUUGAGGCACCACUAAAUAUAGCUGUCUGCCGUCCACUCAU
Molecule: messenger RNA, 1039 nt
Organism: Chlorocebus sabaeus (green monkey)
Lineage: Eukaryota; Metazoa; Chordata; Mammalia; Primates; Cercopithecidae
Gene: NTMT1
Product: N-terminal Xaa-Pro-Lys N-methyltransferase 1
Cellular component (GO): cytoplasm
Molecular function (GO): N-terminal protein N-methyltransferase activity
Source: RefSeq, a predicted model, not a curated record